AUGAGCCUGCUCUGUGUGAUGCUUCUGACUCUCAUGAGGCUCAACCGCACUGCUGUGGUAGCCUCACCCGUCCGCAUCGCUGACCAACCUCCACAAUCACUAUCUGAGGCUGACCAGAAGAUUGCAGAGGAAUAUCUGAAGCACUUCUAUGGGUACCAGCCCAAGACAGAAAGACAAAAAAGGGCUGAAGACUUAAAUAAGGAUCCAAACUGGACGAGAGGACUCUGUGAGAAGGUGAAGAAAAUGCAACGAUUUUUUGGCUUGCCUCCCGAUGGGAAACUCAAUAAAGAGACUCUCUCCAUAAUGAAGAAGCCACGCUGUGGACUGUCAGAUGUAGAGCCCUAUGGAAGCACGUUUCGUUGGAGGAAUGUGACAAUUAGUUACAGAAUUGCUGGUAAAAAUCUACCAUUUCCAGUCCAAAAAAUUCAAAAAGUAAUCAAGAAAGCACUGAAGCUGUGGUCCAGUGUUUCCCUGAUUAAAUUUCAAAAGCGGAAACGAAGAGAAGCAGACAUUGUCAUCACCUUUGCCAGCGAUGACCAUGGGGAUGGGGUUCCUUUUGAUGGAAAUGGGGGUGUCCUGGCUCAUGCCUACCUCCCUGGUUCAGGCAUUGGAGGGGAUGUGCACUUUGAUGCUGCAGAGAAAUGGAGCUUGAACUCUGCUGAUGCAGCAGGUGUCAGCCUACAUGUCAUUGCAGCUCAUGAGUUUGGUCAUGCUCUGGGCCUCUCGCACUCAUCGGAUCCAGGAUCCAUUAUGUACCCAGCAUACAACUUUUCACCUGGUCUCGAGCUUCAGCUCUCCUUUGAUGAUGUGAAAAACAUCCAACAUCUUUAUGGUGUAAACUCCAAAUUUUCUGCACUACUCUUGAAUAGACCCCCCCCUAAAACCCCCGAUAAAUGUGACCCAGAUCUGUCUUUUGACGCUGUCACUGAAAUGCAACAGGAGUUGGUGUUUUUCAAGGACAGAUUCAUGUGGCGCAAACAUCCCAAUUUUGUUGAAACAAGGAUCUCUCUCAUCAGCAGCCUCUGGUCAGACUCUGUACCAUCUCACCUGGAUGCUGUGUAUGAGAACUGGGAGAAGAACUUUCUUUUUUUUUUCAAAGGUGAUCAGUACUGGAAACUACAGCAGUUAAUUGUGCAGGAAGGGUUUCCCAGGAACAUCUCAGAGCUGGGCUUUCCCUCCCGAAUCAAGUCAGUGGAUGCUGCUCUGCACUUCAGACGCCAUCGUUACACUGUGUUCUUCACUGGCAGCGAAUGCUGGAGGUACAACGAACAUCUAGGUGUGAUGGAGGGAUCAUCAGUGCUGAUCGAGCAGCAGUGGCCGGGAAUCCCUUUCCCCGUAGAUGCAGCUGCCUUCUAUCAGGGUACCCAUCUCUCAUUGACUGAUUGUGUUAGAGGUUGCCUCGGAUUAUUAACAUUAAAUCUGCACUGA
Cyprinodon variegatus (sheepshead minnow) is the source of this 1428-nucleotide messenger RNA. Its product is annotated as collagenase 3-like. Gene Ontology annotation, molecular function: zinc ion binding; metalloendopeptidase activity. Gene Ontology annotation, cellular component: extracellular matrix. NCBI's taxonomy places the organism in Eukaryota, Metazoa, Chordata, Actinopteri, Cyprinodontiformes, Cyprinodontidae. The coding region runs from base 1 to 1428 and encodes 475 amino acids. The record is from RefSeq and is a predicted model, not a curated record. The transcript has 9 exons. Gene Ontology annotation, biological process: collagen catabolic process; proteolysis; extracellular matrix organization.